This is a messenger RNA of Condylostylus longicornis, 1602 nucleotides long. It is a transcript of the gene BBS4, whose product is annotated as Bardet-Biedl syndrome 4 protein homolog. Gene Ontology annotation, molecular function: protein binding. Lineage: Eukaryota; Metazoa; Arthropoda; Insecta; Diptera; Dolichopodidae. The coding region runs from base 22 to 1602 and encodes 526 amino acids. Gene Ontology annotation, cellular component: ciliary basal body. Gene Ontology annotation, biological process: cilium assembly; protein localization to cilium. The record is from RefSeq and is a predicted model, not a curated record. The transcript is spliced from 11 exons.
UUUUAUUCUCACAAAUAAAAAAUGGCUGAUCCUUAUUGUAAUGGGAAGACACCAAAUUUGCCAUCAUUAGAAGUUGUAAAAAAAGUUGAAAAACCAUUUGUUCAAACUGAGAAUUUAAAUUGGUUACUUCACAUUUAUUAUGCUCGUCAAGAUUUUGAUAUGUGCCGGGUUUUAAUAGAACGUCAAUUAGUUGAAAAUAUUAAUGCUGAUUAUUUAUAUUUUGUACGGGGUUUGAUUGAACGAAAAGAAGGUGAUUUAUUUGCAGCAAUUAAAAGUUUUCAAAAAGCAAUCGAUCUCAAUUCAAAUAAUUUGGAUACUUAUAAAGAAAUUGGUAAAACAUUAUAUUCAAUGGGUCGUUUUAAACAAUCAAUGGGAGUAUUUAGAGAAGCUGAAAGAAUGUCAACACAAUUACGUAGACCAGAUCCAGAAAUAUGUCAUUAUAUUGCUGAAAUAUUACAAUGGAAUAUACAACAGAAAUUUGAAUCAGGGAAAAAAUUAUCAUCAUUAGAUUCAAAUAAUUCAAAUCUUAUGAAUGAAGUUAAAGAAUAUUAUCAAAAAGCAAUUCAAAUUGGAAAAAAAUUUGAAAGUUAUAAAAGACUAGCAGAAAUUUAUAGAAAUGAAAGAGAAUAUAAUAAAGCAAUUGAAAUCCUUGAAAACUGUUUGCAAAUUGUACCAGAGAAUCAAGAGAUUUUAACAGAAAUUGGUGUCUUAUAUUUAAAAGUGAAUGAUCCACAAAGGGCCUUUGAUAAGUUAAUUGAAGUUACUAGUAUCAAUGAUAAAUUUUCAAAAGGACUUUUGGCAUUUGGUGCAAUAUUACAAUCUCGUAAUGAUAUUGGUGGUGCUUUGGCAAAAUACACAAAAAUUUCAGGUGAAGAAUAUGAAUGUGCUGAAUUAUGGAAUAAUAUUGGUUUAUGUUUUUUCAAAAAGAAUAAAUUAAUAGUGGCAAUUUCAUGUUUACGUAAAUCAGUUUGGAUUUCACCAACAAAUUACAAUGCUCUUUAUAAUUUGAGCUUAAUAUUUAUAACUGCUCGACAAUAUGCAAGUGCUUUUCAUACAUUAGCAGCUGCUUUAAGUUUACGGAAAGAUAGCGCAGAAAGUUACAUGUUACUUGCAAUAUGCUUAAGAAAACUUGAAGAUUAUGAGAAUGCAUUUACUGCAUUUGAACGUGCCGCAACAUUACCAGAUGGAAUGAAAAAUCCAUUGAUUUUAUUAAAUUUUUCUGCAUUUUGUUAUGAAACUGAAAGAAUUGAAUUAGCUAUAAAAUAUUUUAAUGAUUUUGUUGAUGUUGCUCAAGAUUUCGUUCUACCAACAGAGUAUAAAUUUCAGGCAACCAAAUUGAAAGCACUUUUACAACAACAGGAAGAAUUUGAAGGAAAUCCAAAUGUUACAACAUCAGAUGAUAUUGAGAAGAAUAAAAGUUCAAAUGAUUUAGAAUCACAUAAACAAACUUUAAAUAAUGAAAAUGUUGAAAUUCAUUGUUAUAAUGAUCAACAAGAAGAUGAUGAAAACAAAAAUAAUGAUAAUAAAAAUGAUAAUAAUGAGAAUGAUGGAAAUUGUAGCGGUACUGGUGGUGAUGUCAUUAAAAAGAAUUUUAUAUUAUAA